CGGAGCCGAAACCAGAGGAUGAGGUAAUGCCGGAACAAAUAGAUAUUUGUCGAGCAUGUCUCCUCAGCAAUUCUUCGAUGAGAGGCCUCUUUCAUAAUGACAGCAACAUCAUGCUCUCGGAAAAAGUCAUGGCUCUUACUGACGUUAAGAUCAUGCCAGGAGAUGGAUUACCCUCUCACAUUUGCUGUGAUUGUUACAACAAGCUUGAAUCAGCUUACAAGUUUAAAUUGCAAGUUGAGCAAGCUGACACAGUAUUGAGAGAUAAAGUAGACUCUUUACAUAUGAAGGAUGAAUACUUUUUCAAUCAAGUCAAUGUUAACCUAGUUCAUCAUAGAAAUGAUGUUAGUGAAAAUAGCCAGGAAAGUUUAAUAUUAAAAGAGCACAUGGAUCUAUUGAGUGAAAAAAUAGAUGAAGAGGUACUCCAGAGUGAACAUAGUGAUAAGAAAGAAAAUGUCAUGAUGGACGGUCAAAUAGUAGGAACACAUGAUAAUAAACAAGAAGGCCAGGAAUUUCUCCAAAAUAACAAUGAAAUUUCAAUUGAAACCCAUCAAGAAUUUGGCAUGGAGCAAGAGGUGCAAAUCCAACAAGUACCAAAUGAACAGAAUAAUCAAUUUGAAACAGAAGAACUGCAAGAUUUGAUGCUCAGUGAAAUAAGAGAUAGAGAAGAGUUACAGAAUGAUUUGAAUCAAGUACACCAGAUGGCCCUUGAUGAACACAAUUAUGUAGCAGACUCCCAACAUUUAGAGAAUGUUGCUGAAAACGAUGCAACAAUUGUACAGGAAACACAAAGUAGCACAGAAGAAAUUAAGGAGGAAGAAGAUUCCUUAAAUGAAAAACCCGAAAUCAUUAGUACCCCCAAUGAGGCACAACCAAAUGAAGCGACGCGCCGUAGUCAGCGCAAAAUAAAUCAGAGGAAAGCUCGAGAAAACGAUGAAGUAAAUUAUUUUGAAAAUCUAAAUCUUAGUUCAAGAUUGAAACAAGUUCAAGUAGACAAGUCGGAAAAGGUUUACUUCAUGUGCUUUAUAUGCGAUAGACAAUUUUUAUCAAAAGAUGCUCUAAGAGAGCAUAUGCAGACACACGAAGAACUAAGAAAAAGUUUUCCAAUUGUCAAACGAACACCGGAAAAGACGCCAAUUGUUCCGAUAAGUCCAUCCCCUCCAAAAAUAUCAUCAAGUGGAAAACAACCAAACACUUGUCCUCAUUGUGGUAAAGAGUAUCUUUACGUCAUAUCAUUCAAAAAGCACUUACAACAGCAUGAAAAAGAUAAAAACGAGGUCAAGGAUGAAAUGAUGCCUCUGGAAGUAUCAUUUAGAGAAGAUGACGAUAGUCUCGAUUAUCACGGCUACGAUGACAAUCCAAUUGAUUAUAAUAAUUACGAAAAAGUAAAGAGUGAAGGCGAUGAAACGCAAAUAAAGAAUGAUGCAAAUAUGUAUGGCUUACUGAAAUGUAGCGUAUGCGCGGAAGCUUAUGACACAAUUGAAAAAUUGAGAGAUCAUCGAAUGAAACAUGUCGUUGAAGGCGUACUCAGUAAACAGGAUCUCGAAAAUAUGGCGGAAACUACUAUAUCAGACUUUACGACAGAUAAUUCAAAGGAACAAAUCAUAAACAACAAACAAAGUAUAAAAGAUAUAAAACUGCAAAUUACAAAGCCAAUACCUAGUCUUACCAAGUACUACUGCAAAGUCUGUCACGAAUCUUUCACCAGAAAAGAUCUUUUACGGAAACACUCCGAGGUUCACGGAAGCAAUCUAAAAGGUCUAAAAAGGUUCAAAUGUACGCAGUGCAAUAAGACGUUUAACAAUGAAUUAACUCUUCGUAAUCAUCUCAUUGCGACAAAUCACAAGACGAUAAUGCAGGGGCAAGAAUACGAUCCUAACAAGAGGAUUAAAAGAUCAGCUGCUAAAGCAGCGCAGAAAAUUAUUGAUCAGAUAAAGAAUUUGGACGAAUCUGAGGAUGAACCAGAUAAAGAAAUGGAGAAGGAUCGCGAUUUUGAAGAAAGUAUAGAAAUGUCGUCUGUAGUAGAAGACAUUCAAUUGAAUUUACUACAUGCAACCAAGAAAUCUCAACGAAACCCAAAGAUUUACAGUUGUGCGACGUGUAACUUGAAAUUUCCUUCGAAGCAAGCCCUAACUAAGCAUAUGGAGUUGCACUCAAUAGAUGAAAGUUCUAGUAAAUCUGAAUCAACAAAAAAGAAAGAAAUGUCGGUUAAAAAAGAAUUGGAUGACGACGAAGAAGAUGAUGACGACUUUGAGGGUGGUCUUGAUUGGCCGAUGGACAGUCACGAGUGCCCUACGUGCAAAAAACAGUACAGCACAAAAAAGUCACUACUCCGUCAUCAACUUUUGCACGAAGAACCAAACUUUGAGUGCGACAUCUGCAAUGUCAAGUUCUACAGAAAAGACAAACUAAAAGCACAUUAUGAUAAGUGUUCGGAGAAAAAUCCUGAUCAAGUGCGAAAAUGUAAUAUUUGUGGGGACAUAUUUGAGAAUAAUGAGAUUCUUAGGGAGCAUCGAACGAAGCAUGUUAUAGAAGGUAUAUUGUCGGAGGAAGAUUUACAGGAAAUCGAACCUAAACCAGAUGACAACGAUUGUGAGAAAGCACCAAGAAAAAGGAGGACGGAUAUCGUGGGACUCGAAUGUCAAGAGUGCAAUAAGCGUUACACUUCCAGAAAAGGAUUACUGCGUCAUAUACAGGUACAUGAAGGCAAGAAAUAUCUAUGCGAUAUUUGUCCAAAGAAAUUUUACCGACGUGAGCACUUGAAAUUACACGUAGCUAAGCAUAAUAUGAUCAAGCCAUACAAGUGUCUGAAGUGCCCAAAGCGUUUUAUCAAGGAAGAGCAAAUGAAGAAUCAUUUACUAAAGCACGAGCGAAUUACGAAAAAACCUAAAGAGUCCGACACACUAAAACGGUUCCUUUGUGAAAUAUGCUCGAAGAGUUUUACUCAGUCGACAACCCUCAUAGCUCAUUUAAGAGCUCACAACGGCAUCAAACCCUACGUUUGCGAGGUUUGCUCCAGGCCGUUUACUACCAAUGCUUAUUUGAAGAUGCAUAUGCGUACCCAUACCCAGGAAAGACCGUAUAUUUGUCAGUAUUGCUCGAGAGCUUUUGCCAGGGCAGAUACUUUGGCAAAUCAUCUGACUUCUCACACUGGAGAGGCCAAGUACAGUUGUAAAUACUGCCCAAAGCAUUUUAGGAGGCUGAAGUCGUUAAAAGAACACGUGUUUAUUCAUACUGGCCAAAGGCCGUAUGCUUGCCCUACCUGCGACAGGAGGUUCAACAAUAACGGCAGCAGGUAUGCUCAUAGCAAGAGAUGUAAACAAAACCUCGUCCAAGGUAGGCAAAACAAUCAAAUCUCUGUGCAAGAAUUGUGUGCGCAAGAACAAGAGGAACAAGAAGAGCAGCAGCUACAAUUAGAAGAGACGCACGAAUUAAGGUUGCAACAGGCAACGAUAAGUCAAGCUCAGAUUAUUAAGCCGCAGAACAUCAAGACUAUCACCUUUGCAAGACCUGGCGCGACCAUCGAGCAGCCACAUGUACUAACCAAUCAGGACGUUUAUAUGCCGCUUAUUUUUGUAGGCAGCGAGGAGCUGAUUGCUCUGUCUGAAGGCAAUAAAAUUUUCACGAGUUAGGCAGAGAGAGAGACUUUUCAAAUACACAGAUGCAAUAAUCGGUGGAUCAUAACUUACGCUAAUAAGUUCUUAAUACUACUAACUUACGCUAGUAGUGCGACUAAAAAAUUAUGUUACAUAUUUGCAGUAGUAGUUUUAUAACCAAGUUAAUUUGUAUGAAUGUAACAUAUAUUGGUAUGAUUUAUUAUUUUAUAUUUAGUAAAAUGAUUUGUACUCCUGAAAAUACCAGUUAAAAUGUAAAUUUUUCAA
Messenger RNA from Phymastichus coffea, 3878 nucleotides. Its product is annotated as zinc finger protein 160-like. Gene Ontology annotation, cellular component: nucleus. The record is from RefSeq and is a predicted model, not a curated record. Gene Ontology annotation, molecular function: nucleic acid binding; zinc ion binding. The coding region runs from base 27 to 3629 and encodes 1200 amino acids. The transcript has 7 exons. Lineage: Eukaryota; Metazoa; Arthropoda; Insecta; Hymenoptera; Eulophidae.